AUGAGUGAUAAGAAUACCCGUAUUGCAAUCGUUUCUGAGGACAAAUGUAAACCAAAGAAGUGUCGUCAAGAAUGUCGGAAAUCAUGUCCUGUGGUUAAAACAGGGAAGUUAUGUAUUGAAGUCCAGCCAAAUAGUAAGAUUGCAUUUAUUUCCGAAACACUAUGUAUCGGUUGUGGUAUCUGUACCAAAAAGUGCCCGUUUGAUGCGAUUCAAAUUAUCAAUUUACCAACAAACUUGGAGAAUGAAGUCACACAUAGAUAUUCGGCAAACUCGUUUAAAUUGCAUAGAUUACCUAUGCCUAGACCUGGUCAGGUUUUGGGUUUGGUUGGUACUAACGGUAUCGGUAAAUCCACUGCUUUAAAAAUCUUGUCUGGUAAAUUAAAGCCUAACUUGGGAAGAUAUGAUGAUCCACCACAAUGGGAAGAUAUUAUCAAACACUUCAGAGGUUCUGAAUUGCAGAACUACUUCACCAAAGUUUUAGAAGAACAGAUCAAAGCUAUCAUCAAACCCCAAUAUGUUGACAAUAUUCCAAGAGCUAUCAAGGGCCCAUUAAAUAAAGUUGGUGAGUUACUAAAGGCUAGAUCUGACGGUGUUGACUCAAAUAACAUUAAGGAAGUUAUUAAAAUGACUGACUUGGGAAAUCUAUUAAAUAGAGAAGUCUCGAAAUUGUCUGGUGGUGAAUUACAGAGAUUUGCUAUUGGUAUGACAUGUAUUCAAAAAGCCAACGUGUAUAUGUUCGAUGAACCAUCUUCUUAUUUAGAUGUCAAGCAAAGAUUACUAGCUGCUUUGAUAAUUAGAUCUUUGUCCGAUACAGAGGUGUAUACCAUUGUCGUUGAGCACGAUUUGUCCGUUUUGGACUACUUGUCAGAUUAUGUCUGUAUCCUCUAUGGUGUUCCAUCUGUUUAUGGUGUUGUCUCCUUCCCUGCGUCCGUCAGAGAAGGUAUCAACAUCUUCUUGGAUGGUCAUAUUCCAUCAGAAAACUUGAGAUUUAGAACCGAAUCAUUACAAUUCAGAUUAACGGACGCAUCCGAUCAUAUGUUGAUUGAACAAACCUCAAGUUUUACCUACCCAGAUAUGGUUAAGACUCAAGGUGAUUUCAAAUUACAUGUUGAGGCAGGUUCAUUUAAUGACUCUGAAAUCAUUGUCAUGAUGGGAGAAAAUGGUACCGGUAAGACUACACUGUGUAAGCUCUUAGCUGGUGCAAUCGCACCAGAUGAUGGCUCCAAAGCACCAGAAUUACUGGUUUCUAUGAAACCACAAAAGAUUGCUCCUAAAUUUACAGGUACCGUUAGACAACUAUUCUUGAAGAAAAUCAGAGCAUCCUUUUUACAUCCACAAUUCAACACAGAUGUUAUCAAGCCAUUGAGAAUUGAAGAUAUUAUUGAUCAGGAAGUUCAACAUUUAUCUGGUGGUGAAUUGCAAAGAGUUGCAAUUACAUUGGCAUUGGGUAAGCCAGCAGAUAUUUAUUUGAUCGAUGAACCUUCUGCAUAUUUGGAUUCUGAACAACGUAUCAUUUGUGCUAAAGUUAUCAGAAGAUUCAUUAUUCACUCCAAGAAAACUGCAUUUAUUGUUGAGCACGAUUUCAUCAUGGCUACAUAUAUGGCAGACAAGGUUAUGGUCUUUGAAGGUAAGCCUUCUGUUGAUGCAACUGCAAAGAAACCUGAAUCAUUACUAACUGGUUGUAACAGAUUCUUGAAAAACUUGAACGUCACCUUCAGAAGAGACCCAACUUCUUUCAGACCAAGAAUUAACAAGCUAGACUCUCAAAUGGAUAAGGAACAAAAGGCAAAUGGUGACUAUUUCUUCCUUGAAAAUAACAAGUUAUAA
Molecule: messenger RNA, 1827 nt
Organism: Pichia kudriavzevii
Lineage: Eukaryota; Fungi; Ascomycota; Pichiomycetes; Pichiales; Pichiaceae
Exons: 1
Coding region: 1-1827 (608 amino acids)
Biological process (GO): ribosomal subunit export from nucleus; translational termination; translational initiation
Molecular function (GO): ribosomal small subunit binding; iron ion binding; ATP hydrolysis activity
Source: RefSeq, a predicted model, not a curated record